AUGGCAAGAAAUAAUUUAACAGGAGGUGGAGUACGAAUGGAAACAUAUGAAGGACUGUUAUGUUCCCCCUCUUUGGCAGGUGGAUUACAACAACAAUCAAUUUGUCUCGCAUUUGUAAAUGUGAUCCUCUCUCUCACUGCGAUUCUUGGUAACUUUCUAAUCCUCAUUGCCCUUCGUAAAGAAUCUUCCCUCCAUCCGCCAUCCAAACUUUUGUAUCGUUGUCUGGCAAUAACUGAUCUUUUGGUUGGUCUCGUUAGCCAGCCUCUCCAUGCUAUUUAUUGGAUAUCUAUAGCUAACGAACACUGGAAUCUUUGUAGAUACACAAGGGACGCCGCCUACAUAACUAGCUAUACAUUAUGUGGAGUAUCUUUGGGGACAAUCACGGCCAUAACCGUUGACAGACUUCUCGCCCUGUUGUUGGGGCUGAGAUACAAAACAAAUGUAACUUUGAAGCGCACAAGUAUUAUUUUAGCUGCCGUUUGGGUUUUAUCUGGUGUGGCUGCUUUAUGCUACAUUUCAGAUUACCAUAUAACCCUAUGGUGUGGUUAUAUCUGUAUUCCAUCUUAUUUGGUGAUCUCAAUCGCCUCGUUCACAAAGAUAUUUCGCACCCUCAUUCGUCAUCAGGCACAAGUACAAGUUCAUGUUCAACUACAGUCGAGCCAACAAAAUUCACUGAACAUUUCGCGAUACAGAAAAGCGGUGUACAGUGUACUGUGGAUGCAGUUAGCAUUAGCUGUUUGUUAUGUACCAUAUACCAUAGUUGUAAUCGUGUUUGAGGAGCCUAAUAAAGGAACAUUUUCAUCGCAUUUACGUGUCACCAGAGGAAUAGUAGCAACUUUAGUUUACUUCAACUCGACAUUAAACCCGUUUCUUUACUGCUGGAAGAUUAAUGAAGUGAGACAGGCAGUGAAGCUGACAAUCAGACAAUUAGUUUGUUGUCCAUGGAGUUAG
Messenger RNA from Pocillopora meandrina, 951 nucleotides. The record is from the annotation of a GenBank genome assembly. NCBI's taxonomy places the organism in Eukaryota, Metazoa, Cnidaria, Anthozoa, Scleractinia, Pocilloporidae.